Bufo gargarizans (Asiatic toad) is the source of this 613-nucleotide messenger RNA. RefSeq lists its product as uncharacterized. The record is from RefSeq and is a predicted model, not a curated record. The transcript has 4 exons. NCBI's taxonomy places the organism in Eukaryota, Metazoa, Chordata, Amphibia, Anura, Bufonidae. Bases 22 to 399 code for a protein of 125 amino acids.
AAAGAUCUGUACAAAGACGUCAUGAUGGAGGAUCAUCAGCCCCUCACAUCACCAGUUGAGGAAGGGACCAGAACACUGGAGAGAUGUCCCAGUUCUCUUGUACAACAGGAUGGUUCAGAAGAACAUCACAAUGUCCCAUGGGAUGAUCAGCUUGUGAAUCCAGGUGAAGAUCUGAACAAUAUUAAUCCUACAGAGACAUAUGUGAGGGGUGAUGAGCAGAGUACAGAGGACAUUACUACAGAUAACCGCCCAGAUGACUGUACCAGGAACUUAAAUAAACAUCUCAUAUCUUCAUAUUUUGAAGUAGCUGAUCAUGGUAUCACACAAGAUACAUAUGAAGAGCAUAUCCAAUAUCCAAGAUAUAUCUUCAUCCAUUCACAGCAAAAAUGUAUCACUUGAUCCUUUUAAACAGGUCCAAUCUUCUGAUUCAUCACAGACUGUAACACAAAAUAAAAGUCAAGGAAGAAGUGUCAAACAUCAAACAGCUCACAUGAAAAAGGAGCCAUUUUCAUGUUCAGAAUGUGGGAAAUGUUUUAUCCAUAAAUCACAACUUGUUAUACAUCAGAGAACUCACACAGGGGAGAGACCAUAUUCAUGUUCAGAAUGUGGAAAA